Alternaria incomplexa is the source of this 717-nucleotide messenger RNA. RefSeq lists its product as uncharacterized. NCBI's taxonomy places the organism in Eukaryota, Fungi, Ascomycota, Dothideomycetes, Pleosporales, Pleosporaceae. The record is from RefSeq and is a predicted model, not a curated record. Bases 1 to 717 code for a protein of 238 amino acids. The transcript has a single exon.
AUGACAGACUACACCUAUUACAGUUCAUCCGCGUCCAGAGGCUUCACCUUUUUGAUACCGUACCAUGUCCAAGCCAACUUUGUCAAGAUCACGAAGCAGCUACCUUCCGCCGUGCGUCCAGUCUACCGCGAGUAUUUUGGCGACAUCAUGGCAUGUCGAGAUCGAGCUCGAGACUCCGCUGAGAUGAUGCAAGCGUUCGUGAACGAGAACUUUCCGCGGAUUUCGAAGGACCAUAAUCGGCUAGCGAAUCUGAUGAAUACGGAGAUCGAUAAGCAGAGGAAGGGUGUGUUGGUUAAGAUACCAAUCACGGGCGAUGGGACAGCGGCUGAAGACGAUGAAGACGAACCGGUGGCGCAACCGCGAACAAGGGAGCAGGGUGUGGCUACGUCCGACAAAAAAGUAACACCAGAAGCUGUGUCCGAGGUUUCUGCGGAGGCGACAGUGCGGGAAGAGUCCCCGAAAGCAGCUCCUCCUCCGACCAUGGCGAAUACCAAGCUUGUUCGGCCAACUCUGCGUGAGGGCCCUGCGACAUCGCCGGCGUCCCCAACAGGCGUGAAUGGUGAACAAUCCGAGGUAGACGAAGAAGACAGCGAGCUGAGCGUGAUAUUGCUCGACACAUCAGAGCCUUGGAACGACUCGCUUUGGCCACACGGCGCCUGGAUCGACGGUCUAGAAGUCAUCGAUGCGCUUCCAUGGGCGCAGCCAAAACCGACCUAA